CGAAUCAGUGAACUGCAACUGUUAGACAGAGUUCUGACUCAGUGACAAGAGAUGCUGUCCUAACCAAGCCAAUUAACAUGCUUUUAUUGAACUCUCGCGAUUUACUCAAAGGGACUAAAGCAGAUGCUUGUGGGAUGGAUCGGUGUCGCUCGCAGAAGUAAAGGCGCAUUUUAAAAGUGAUGGAAUCUGUUUCUUUACCGAGUCGCACUUUGAAGAGAGGCUGAACAAGUGGAAUGAAGUCGGGUCGCCUUCAGACAGAAUGGAUGAAACAUAGCCUACACUGAAGAACACAAAUAACUGGAAGGCUCCUUAAAAAGGUGGCUGGAGAUUUGAAUGAUUGGCAGAACCUAUUAGAAAGUAGUGUGUAAAGUUACAUCUCGAUGCAGCCACCUCCGAGGAUGAGGAUCAAAUACAUGAUACCCAUUGCUUUCUUUGUGGCACUUGUUAUCAUUGAGAAGGAAAACAGGAUCAUCUCAAGGGUUUCAGAUAAGCUGAACCUAAAGCAGACCCCUGAAACUCCUCUACAUCCUGGUGUUUUCUCCCAUUUAACACUGAAGCACAAUGUUUCCUUCUCCUCACUCAGCAAAGGCUACCAGGUUGUGAAGCGACGCCUUGGAAACUACAGUGAACAUCAAGAGAUGAUGAAGAAAAGAAAAAAACAUGUUCUGCUCUUGGCCACCACCAGGACUGGAUCCUCGUUCGUAGGCGAGUUUUUCAAUCAGCAAGGCAGCAACAUGUUUUAUCUAUUCGAGCCUUUGUGGCAUGUGGAGAAGAUGUUAACUUUAGACACUGGAGGUACCAAUGCUACGGCGUCAGCAAAGGCGUACCGCGACGUUCUCCAGCAACUUUUCCUGUGCAACUUCUCGUUGCUUGAAAGCUUUAUCGACCCACUCCCUGUAAACCAUGUCACCACUAGCCUCUUCCGCAGGGAGUCCAGCGGCUCCCUGUGUGAGGAGUCUGUCUGCAGUCCUGUUGUUAAGGGGGUUUUUGAGCGCUACCGCUGCAAGACAAGACGCUGUGGGCCUCUGAACUUCACCAUGGCAUCAGAGUCUUGCUCUAAGAAAGAUCACAGGGUCAUUAAAUCUGUAAGGGUGCGCCAGCUGGAGAACCUCCGUCCACUUGCUGAGGAUCCACGUCUUGACAUCAGAUUCAUUCAGCUUGUUCGGGAUCCUCGGGCAGUGCUGGCCUCCCGUAUGGUCGCAUUUGCUGCCAAAUACAAGAGCUGGAAGGAGUGGGCCAUGGGUGGCGACGUUCCCAUCGAUGAGGAUGAGGUGAGGAAGCUGAAAGGCAACUGUGACAACAUCCGCCUGUCUGCGGAAGUUGGCCUCAGGCAGCCCCCUUGGCUGCUCAAUAGGUACCUGUUGGUGCGAUAUGAGGACAUUGCUCGCUUUCCCAUGAGGAAGGCAAUUGAGAUGUUCAGGUUUUCUGGAAUUCCUCUCACUCCACAGGUGAAAGCCUGGAUCCUAAAGAACACUCAGGUUUCUAAGGAGACCAGCGGGGUUUACUCUACCCAGAAGAACUCCUCUGAACAGGUGGAGAAAUGGAGGUUCAAUCUACCGUUCAAGAUAGCUCAGAUUGUGCAAAGAGCUUGUGGACCAACACUUAAGCUAUUUGGAUACAAGUUUGUGAGCAGUGAAAAGAUGCUUACAGACAAAUCCAUUAGUCUCAUUGAAGAUAAAGUCUUCAGGGUUAAAUAGAACAAAAUGGAGGAAAAAAUAUAUAGUUUAUUAACUUAUUUUCUUUAAAUGAGACUUGAUGAAAUUAUCAUCAGUUAUAGUUUUAUAAUGAUAUUGUACAGAUGUCAUAUUUCAGUAAAUUUGAAUACAGAGCAGGUUUUAGCUGAUUUUAACGAUGGCAAAACUCAAACUGGAAAUGUUGAAAUCGAUGAGUUGCACAAAAGAAAAAAAAAUUAGUGGAUAUCAAUCAUCUACAUCUUGCAAUGUCACUUUUAAUGUCUGUGUAUUUUAAGUAUUUUAUUUAUUGUCUAUGUUUGGAGUUUAAGUGUUGCUUUUUUUUAUUGACCUUAGUUCUCCUGUUUGGUAAUCUCGUUUGGCUGUAAAGUUCCACUUACUACCUAAUCUGUUGUUAUUCCAAUUUCUACCUUUCAUUGUCAAAUUUGGGUUCCUCUUUUUGUGUUAAUGUAAGUUAUGUUAGCCUCUUUUAAAGCAUCCUCUUUCAUAACUUUAAUGGCAUUAAUUAGGCUCACUUAUUGAUUUUCCCUGUAAUUACUUUCCCUUUUAGUUACAUUAUUCCAUCCUUCAAUCUUUCAUUGCAAGUGUUCACUGUUGUUUUCUCUUCAAGCUACUUACUUCCUCGCUUGUUUCUUUUCGUCACCAUUAGAAUAUUAAUUUCUUCUUUCAAUUCCUUAAUUGAUAUUGAAGCUGCCCAUAUUCCUGGAGUUUUUUAAGCAAAACAACUUCUCUGUUUUUGUGCUAUAGUUUGGGUGGUGGAGGACUUAUAAAACCAUGCCAUAAACUCAUCCAAAAUUUGCCAGGACAAUUGAGAUCUGGGAAAAAAAAAAAAAAAAAAAAAAAAAAAAAGAAAACAAAAAAUGGCAGCAGGAUUCUUUAAUGUCAUUGCACAAAACGAAGCCUGAUACAAUACUUCAUAGUACUUCUCUGCUUUUGCUGAGUAAGAAACACAUUUAGUUACAGCUAAUGUGGUUUAAACAACAUAAUGUGGAGCAGUAACUUUGAAGUUGUUUAGCUGGGAAACUGCAGGUCUCCAGUUAAAGUGUAGAUGGUUGAUAUCAACUAAAACAUUACAUCCUGUUGGAAUAAUUAUUUAUUUUCUUUCAGUUUUCUUUCAAAAUGCGAAGUUCAACUAGAACAGAUAAAUCCCUCCACUGAUUGGUUUGAACUAUUUGUAGAUACUGUUAUACCUUCUGUUCACUGAGGCUGUAUAUGAUGUUUUAAAGGUGCAGAAAACUAAGUGUUGUAUUUAUUUUCUAACAUGUUUUAUGUGCUUUUAAAAAAAUCUUUAUUAGUUCAUAACUUUAUAGAUAACCUCACUAGAACCUUACAUAAAACAAUCUGUAAUAUUCCUGGAAAACCUUUUUGCAUCAAUGAUUUUUAUUGUGGUCAGUCAACAUAAAGCAAAUGUAGAUUGUCUUCAUAUUUAAAAAACAUUUGAAACAGUUAAACCAAAAGUUAUUUUAUUUAUUACAAAACUCUAUCACACUCAAAGCUGGAUUACUGUUUUCUUUUUUUAAUGCACUCCAAACUAUUGUGUCCAUGUAAAAAAAAAAAGUACUGCAAACUGUUGUCUUUGUAUUUGAUAAAACUCCAAAUUUGAUAGCUAUGGUUUUCUGAACAUGUCUUUGUGGGGUUGUUUCUUUAGAUGCUGUAGAGUUAUUGCUUCAAAGACACUCAAAAUCAAACUUUAUUUAAAUAACAAUGAUCUUUAAAAAUUGAGAGAAAAUAAUUGUGUCUUUAUCUUUUGACUUAAGCAAGUAUUAUCUCUUGCAAAAGAUUUAAUGUUUCUUUUUCAAAAUUUCUGAAUGUGUUUUCUUUUCACCUUAUUUAAUAAAUCUGUAUUUAAAGUUGUUAAAGAUAAAUUUGCUAUUUUGCUGUAAUAUUUUUUAAAUAUUCUUUAGGUGGAAAGGAACACCUGAAACAGAUGUUGCUACUCUACUGUAAGCUAACAUUCCAACUGCAGCUGGUUUGCAGGAUUGUGCAAGAUUUGUCGACAGGUCUGUGGCUGUUGACACAAGUCUCUUGGCAGGUGUUGAUAAGGGGCCGCAGUAUCAUGGUCUCUAUGAUCAGAUGUUUGUUGCAAUAAAUUUCAAUAAUAAAUCAUUUGUAAAUGUCAGUUUUGUAAAAAAGAAAAAAGGAAACAGGUGGAAAAGAAACUGCAAGCAAAUCUGGGAAAGUCUAUAGAUUUUUUCCAUCUUCUAAUCCGCAGUCUUUAAGUCUGAUCAGUCCAUUUUAAAGAACUAUUAAUUCAGUAUUUUUGCUCAACAGCUGCAAAGUGAGCAUCUUUCCCCUGGAUUAAGUAAGCUGUAACAUUUCUUUAUUAAAAACAUUGUUAUAAUUUAAUUUCUAUAGAAAUAUGCAUGAGUUUUACCCUUUUAAAUUAAAAAUUAUUUAAGUAAAAUGUUAUCUAAUGGUGCUUUUCUAAUUUCCUUAGAUGCACCUAUUGCUUAUCCUAAAAUUAUUAUGAGUUUGGUGUUUAAAAAUAAAAGUAGCUGUGGUGUGAAAGUGGGUUGCAAAGGUAGAAUUGAGUCCAGAAUAGCAAAAGUAAAACAGGAAAAACGAAUGAAUGGCUCAUUUACUGAAAAAAAUGAGAAGCUAUGGCUGUAAAAGCCCUUUUUUCAUGAUUUGUUUUUAGCAUUGUCUGAUUUUAUUGCCAUGUUUAUCUAUGUUGGUCUAACCUGUCCCAAGUCUGGGUGUAGAUGCAUGCUGUUCAGUGUGGACCAAGAUUUUUUGUUUGUUUUAAUUGGCUUUAGCUACUGAACAAACACUAAAAAGUUAAAACAUCCUUAUACAUUUAUUUAACGUUGGACCUUUUAUAUAAAACUUUAUAUGUCCUCUUGUGGGGGAAUGACCAAAGUCAGAGAAAUUCCUCCCCAUGUGAUCACCACUCCAGUAGUUUCCAACCUUUUUAAAGAUUCAAACACCACAACCACAAGUCAGGCAUUAAGAUACUAUUUAAAAAUACCGAAUCAAACAAAAUUAAAAGAAACAGCAACAAGUGUUGAGAUAUACCAAAAUCAACAAAUAUGCUACAGUGAAAGGGAUGGUUUUUAAUUCUUCUUCCUCUUUAAUCCUGUAGAAAAACAAAUGUUAGAGCAUUCAGCACCAAGCUGGUAGGAAACUGCAGACAGCUUCCCUCGCUGCCAGUGUGUUUACCACUGUGGGCCCAGCUAUUUAAAUCUUCUAACCUAGUAAUUACCCCAACUUUACAUAUAGUGUGGUCUAAGCCAUUUUGGUCCACCUGACCCCACCCGCUCACAGAACUGCAACAUUUAUGCAGUCUUUCUCUAACUCUAAUCCUGCUUUUCCUCUUAUUACACCAGAAAAUUAUAUAUUUGACUUAAAAAUCAGGCAUUUAUUCACAGCAGAGCUGUACAACUUCACAGCACUUUAAGAGUUUAACUCAGAAUAACUAGAUCAUUGUCUAAAUGCAGUGUUUUACCUUUUUUUUUUUUUCAAGGAAAAAAAUUAUUUUAGGUUUUCUGUAUAAGCAAACCUUGCAAGAAGAGGUUCAGCAUUCAUAAACUUCUUUGCUGGUGUGACUUCAUGUGGGAUGUGUUGAGGGUGGGGUGGUUGCUUGGUUGGAGCAAAUAUAGAAUAACCACUUUCCACUGAAUUGAAGCCUUCUCAGCCCCCCUCCUCAGCCAUUAAAUGAGAGCAUUGAGGUAGACCACACCCUCCUACUUUUUUGUACUGCUCUGAGCAGCAUCAGCUGUGAGUAGCUUGAAAUAUGCAGUACGGAAAUUGAGUUCCAGCAUUCUCAGAGAUGCAUAUAAAAUUCAUGGUGCUGUGGAAGAUAAUGAUGGCUGAGGAGAGGAGAUAAUUCUAAAUACAAAGCAAAUUAUCACAUUGUGAGGAAUGCACUUCAUAAAACUCAAGUUGUUGCAUGCGAUAAUGAGUGACUGAGCUAAAUGCAGGAAGGGAAAUGAACACGCCAGACUCACAGCACAGAACUAAAAUGACUGAAGAAAAAUGUUGCCAUUUUAUAUUCUGAAUGUAAGGUUUUGUUUUAUUUAACUCUUUUAUGGCAUUUUUUCAACCCAUAACAAACCUCUGUUUAGACAGUUGCCUGUGUUUUGGCAGUUCUUUGAUUCAUUUAUAUGUAGAGAGCAAUUCCUGGCUUCUGUCACACUCCAGGAAAAAAACAUACAAACAAAACCUGUGGUGUAUGAGGCAGUACACUGCUGAUGUACCA
Cyprinodon variegatus (sheepshead minnow) is the source of this 5889-nucleotide messenger RNA. It is a transcript of the gene chst3b, whose product is annotated as carbohydrate sulfotransferase 3-like. Lineage: Eukaryota; Metazoa; Chordata; Actinopteri; Cyprinodontiformes; Cyprinodontidae. The record is from RefSeq and is a predicted model, not a curated record. Bases 381 to 1697 code for a protein of 438 amino acids. The transcript is spliced from 3 exons. Gene Ontology annotation, biological process: carbohydrate metabolic process; N-acetylglucosamine metabolic process. Gene Ontology annotation, cellular component: Golgi membrane. Gene Ontology annotation, molecular function: chondroitin 6-sulfotransferase activity; N-acetylglucosamine 6-O-sulfotransferase activity.